This is a messenger RNA of Raphanus sativus (radish), 3517 nucleotides long. Its product is annotated as DNA repair protein RAD5A. NCBI's taxonomy places the organism in Eukaryota, Viridiplantae, Streptophyta, Magnoliopsida, Brassicales, Brassicaceae. The transcript has 21 exons. The record is from RefSeq and is a predicted model, not a curated record. Bases 123 to 3188 code for a protein of 1021 amino acids. Gene Ontology annotation, molecular function: hydrolase activity, acting on acid anhydrides, in phosphorus-containing anhydrides; ATP binding; ATP-dependent chromatin remodeler activity.
GCGGGAAUGUGGAGAGACCCCGUCGCUAUCGCAGACUACUUUACGCGCCUUUCUGGAGUCUCCGAUUGAUUUCGUCCACCGCUGUUCACCAAUCCGCCUCCUUUCUCUAAAGGGGUUUCGAAAUGGGGACGAAAGUUUCAGACCAUCUGCUCUCCACCGUCAGAUCAGUCGUGGGCUCCGAUUACUCAGACAUGGACAUUAUCAGAGCCCUGCACAUGGCGAAUCUCGAUCCGACGGCUGCUAUCAAUAUAAUCUUCGACACUCCCUGUUUCAGCAAAACUAACGACACAGCCCCCGCCGCCCCCGCCGCCGCCGUUAAUCCUGCCCCGAGGGGCGUUAAUGGAGGGAAGAGAGUGGAGGAAGGCUUAAAGUCAUGUCCUUUAAGUAAAGGAGGAGCGAAUCAUCGCGUGGAGGAGGAGGAAGAUGAGAGUGUUUCAGGGGAUGAGUGUUGGUGGUUCGUGGGAUGUUCCGAGUUGUCGGGGUUGUCGACGUGUAAAGGGAGGAGAUUGAAGGCUGGUGAUGAGUUGUUGUUCACGUUUCCGAGUAGUAAAGCGUCGAACUCUCAGACCACGACGCCUGUGAAGCGCUUUGGAAGGGGAAGGCCAGCUUCGCGUAAUGCUUCUGAUAUCGUUAGGUUCUCUACAAAGGAUUCAGGAGAGAUUGGUAGAAUACCAAAUGAGUGGGCACGGUGUCUUUUACCCCUUGUGAGAGACAAGAAGGUUAGGAUAGAAGGGAGGUGCAAGUCGGCGCCUGAAGCAUUGGGGAUUAUGGAUGCCAUCCUUCUUUCAGUAAGCGUAUACAUAAAUAGUUCUAUGUUUCAAAAGCAUAGUGCGACUUCACUUAAGGUAGCCACUAAUACGGCAGAAGAAUCUAUAUUCCAUCCUCUCCCAAACCUCUUGCGGUUACUCGGUUUGACUCCCUUUAAGAAGGCAGAGUUUACUCCUGAGGAUUUGUCCACUCGGAAGCGGCCUUUGAGCUCCAAGGAUCCCGUUUCUACUUCGUUGCUUCAAUUAAACAAGGUCAAGAAUCUUAAUAAAGAUGCAGAGGGAGAUGAAAACAAGCUUUGUAUCAGCGAUGGUGAUCUAGAUAACAUUGUUGGUGUUGGGGACAGUUCUGGUUUACAGGAAAUGGAAACUCCAGAUAAACUUGUGUGUGAGCUUCGUGCGUAUCAAAAGCAGGCACUUCACUGGAUGACCCAACUGGAGAAAGGAAACUGCACUGAUGAAGCAGCGACAAUGCUUCACCCAUGUUGGGAAGCAUACUGUUUAGCAGACAAGAGAGAACUUAUUAUCUACCUGAAUUCUUUCACUGGUGAUGCAACAAUACAAUUUCCUAGCACACUUCAAAUGGCAAGAGGAGGAAUUUUGGCAGACGCAAUGGGUCUGGGCAAGACUGUAAUGACCAUAUCCCUUAUGCUUGCCCAUUCAUGGAAAGCUGCAUCAACCGGGUUUCUAUCCCCCAUUAAUGAAGGAGACAAAGUGAUCAGCAGUUCUUUAGAUGAGUCUACUAGUCCUUCAGUGAAGUCAACUAAAUUUCCAGGCUUUGAUAAGAAGCUUCUGGAACUGAAAAGUGCCCUUGAAAAUGGUGGUAACCUAAUCGUAUGUCCGAUGACACUUUUAUCCCAGUGGAAGUCAGAGAUCGAAAUGCAUGCUAAGCCUGGGUCCCUAUCUGUAUAUCAACAUUACGGCCCCGACAGGCCAAAGGAUGCAAAACUUCUAUCCCAGAGUGAUGUUGUCAUCACCACAUAUGGGGUUCUAAUAUCCGAAUUUUCGGCAGAGAAUGCAGCCAAGAGUGAAGGGCUUUUUGCUGUUCGGUGGUUUAGGAUUGUUCUUGACGAAGCACAUAUCAUCAAAAACUCAAAAAGCCAAGCAUCCUUGGCUGCAGCAGCUUUGGUUUCUGAUCGACGUUGGUGUCUUACGGGUACUCCUAUUCAGAACACUUUGGAGGAUUUAUAUAGCCUUCUACGAUUUUUGAGGAUUGAACCAUGGGGAACUUGGGCAUGGUGGAAUAAACUCGUUCAAAAGCCAUUUGAAGAGGGAGAUGAGAGAGGGCUAAAGCUAGUGCAGUCUAUCUUAAAACCUAUCAUGCUUAGGAGAACCAAGUCUAGCACUGAUCGAGAAGGAAGGCCAAUUCUUGUUCUACCCCCUGCUGAUGCGCGGGUCAUUUACUGUGAGCUCUCCGAGUGUGAGAGGGAUUUCUACGAUGCGCUGUUUAAAAGAUCCAAGGUGAAAUUUGAUCAAUUUGUGGAACAAGGGAAAGCUCUACAUAACUAUGCUUCGAUCCUGGAACUGCUUUUGCGUCUUCGACAGUGUUGUGAUCACCCGUUUCUAGUAAUGAGUCGAGGGGAUACAGCGCAAUACUCUGAUCUGAAAAAGCUCGCUAAACGUUUUCUCGGUGAGAAGGAAGGAAAAGAUGUACCAUCAGUUGCUUUUGUUCAAGAGGUGGUGGAGGAACUGAGCAAAGGAGAGCAAGGAGAGUGUCCAAUAUGCCUUGAAGCGUUUGAGGAUGCCGUCUUAACACCGUGUGCUCAUAGAUUAUGUCGCGAGUGUCUCUUGGCAAGUUGGCGAAACUCUUCUUCUGGGCUAUGUCCUGUGUGCAGGAAAACUGUAAGCAAACAAGAACUCAUCACAGCACCAACAGAAAGUAGAUUCCAGGUGGACGUGGAGAAGAAUUGGGUAGAAUCAUCCAAAAUCACUGCUCUUCUGCAAGAGCUCGAAAGUUUUCGUUCUUCAGGAUCAAAGAGCAUUGUCUUUAGCCAAUGGACUGCGUUUCUUGAUCUCCUCCAAAUUCCCCUCUCUCGGAACAACAUUUCAUUUGUCCGUUUGGAUGGCACGCUAAACCAGCAGCAACGAGAGAAAGUUCUUAAAGAGUUUUCUGAAGAUAGCAGUAUCAUGGUAAUGUUGAUGUCUCUAAAAGCUGGUGGUGUGGGGAUAAAUCUAACAGCUGCGUCCAAUGCUUUUGUCAUGGAUCCAUGGUGGAACCCAGCAGUAGAGGAACAAGCUGUUAUGCGUAUCCAUCGUAUAGGACAGACUAAGGAGGUCAAAAUCAGAAGAUUCAUCAUUAAGGGAACAGUUGAGGAGAGAAUGGAAGCGGUUCAGGCGAGGAAACAGAGAAUGAUCUCAGGGGCUUUAACCGAUCAAGAAGUACGAAGUGCACGUCUAGAGGAACUCAAGAUGUUAUUCACCUGAAACUGUAGAAAACCUAUUUACCUCACCUGAAGUCUCUUAUCAUAACUGAAACUUGUCACAUUCUAUGCAAUGGGGGGCAGAGAUUAUAAAGGUAUUUUGAAAAUGUGGUUUACUCUUCUGAAGAGAUGAUGGACAGUUGUCACAGUUAUGGAGAAUGUUCAGAAGUUCGUUUUCAAGUGUAUCAUAACGGCUUUAGUUGUUUUGUUAUUAUAGAGAGCUCCUUGUAAUUGGAGUCGUUUUUUUUUUAAACUCAAUAUGGCUGGCUAACUGUAACUUGUACACAUGUGGUGCUCUUAUUACCCUGUUUAAGUUAUUAUGGAUUUUUACCA